AUGCCAAUCCUUGGUAUUCCACCUCCUAGAAUCACUAGGGCCACCCAAAAGUAUCACGUCAAGUUUGGAUUUGAAAUCUUCUCCAAUUUAUUACACAUGAUGAGAACAGCUCACAGAUUCGGAGAGCCACAAAAGACUCAAAUAAUUAAACAAAUUAAACAACAAGUCAGAUUACAUAAAUAUGAAAAGAAUAGAGAAAAAAUCAAUGAUUUAAUUUAUGAUUUGAGAAAUGCCAUGUCUGAUUUGGAUUUCAAAUUGGAAUGUAAGAUGGGAGGUUCUGUUCCAGUGCCACAAAAUCAAAAUGCUAUGAAUAUUAGUACUCUCAAAAAGAGAGUACCCAAAAAGACAAAAUAG
Messenger RNA from Naegleria gruberi, 354 nucleotides. RefSeq lists its product as uncharacterized. Lineage: Eukaryota; Heterolobosea; Eutetramitea; Acrasida; Naegleriidae. The record is from RefSeq and is a predicted model, not a curated record. The coding region runs from base 1 to 354 and encodes 117 amino acids. The transcript is spliced from 2 exons.